Bufo bufo (common toad) is the source of this 2286-nucleotide messenger RNA. It is a transcript of the gene SIK1, whose product is annotated as salt inducible kinase 1. Gene Ontology annotation, cellular component: cytoplasm. Gene Ontology annotation, biological process: intracellular signal transduction; microtubule cytoskeleton organization; protein phosphorylation. Gene Ontology annotation, molecular function: ATP binding; tau-protein kinase activity; protein serine/threonine kinase activity. The coding region runs from base 106 to 1875 and encodes 589 amino acids. NCBI's taxonomy places the organism in Eukaryota, Metazoa, Chordata, Amphibia, Anura, Bufonidae. The transcript is spliced from 14 exons. The record is from RefSeq and is a predicted model, not a curated record.
UGAGGCGGAGUUAUGGAACAGAGUCUCAGGAGCACGUGAUGAACGGAGAGAGAAGUGAAGGAACCGGCAGAGGAAUCCCGGAGACCGGGAGCUGAGGGCGGCAGGAUGGUGAUUCUCAGGGACGGCUGUGGUACGGGUGUCGCCCCCCGCAGGCCGCUCCGGGUCGGAUUUUAUGACAUCGAAGGGACACUCGGCAAGGGAAACUUUGCGGUGGUGAAACUGGCGCGGCACCGAGUGACCAACACCCAGGUCGCCAUUAAAAUCAUCGAUAAAACACGACUGGACCGCGCCAAUCUGGAGAAGAUUUACCGGGAGGUCCAGAUCAUGAAGCGCCUGCGCCACCCCCACAUCAUCCGCCUCUACCAGGUGAUGGAGACCAAAGACAUGAUCUAUCUGGUGACGGAGUACGCCCAGAGCGGGGAGUUAUUUGAUUACCUGACCGCGCGAGGACGCCUGUCCGAGGAAGAAGCCCGUGCCAAGUUCCUGCAGAUCCUGUGCGCCGUGGAAUACUGUCACUCCCAGAACAUCGUCCACCGCGACCUGAAGACUGAAAACCUGCUGCUGGGGGACAACAUGGAGGUCAAACUGGCUGAUUUUGGCUUUGGUAACUUCUACAUGGAAGGUCGACCCCUGAACACCUGGUGCGGGAGCCCCCCGUAUGCUGCGCCGGAGGUGUUCCAGGGAAAGGAGUAUGAGGGCCCCCUACUGGAUAUCUGGAGUUUGGGGGUCGUCCUGUAUGUUUUGCUUUGUGGGUCAUUUCCCUUCGAUGGACCAAACCUGCCGAUCCUGCGUCAGCGGGUCCUGGACGGGCGCUUCAGAAUCCCGUACUACAUGUCCCAAGACUGCGAGUCUCUGCUGCGCCGGAUGCUGGUGGUGGACCCAGGGAAGAGGCUGAGCAUUGCACAGAUCAGACAGCACCGGUGGUUCCAGGGUGUGGCCCCCCAGCAACCGCUCCUGCACAGUGAUUUCCUGGCCCCCCAGCUCAGUGUACAAGUCCUGGCCAUCAUGCAGAAUCUGGGCAUUGACAGAGAGCGCACCCUGCAGGCUCUACAGAACGACACGUAUGAUCAUUACGCCGCCAUCUACUACCUCCUGGUGGAGCGGCUGCAGGAGUCACGCUUUGGGCAGCUCCCGGAAGCCAGAGCUUCAGACUGUGUGAAGGCUCCUCUUUCCUCCGCUGUUUCUCCUCUCCUGUGUCAGCCGCAGGCAGCAGUGGCCGAUUAUGAUUGUGAGCUCAGCGGCCCACUGCAGUCUCUGCUGUAUCUGGGGGAGCCGUCUCUUCUUGGGGCCCCGGUUUCGGCCCCUCGCCCUCCGCAGCUGUGUGAGCAGACCCUGAAGAGCAGAGAUCCGCGGCCGGCAGCACCAGAUAUUCUGGUUUCCUCUGCGUCGUCUUCCCCGUGUCACAGUCUGGAGAACUGUCUGCGGCCGCCCUGUGACCCGCGCUCCGCAGCGCCCCUCAGCGCCCAGUCAGCGACUCCUGUCCUACAGCAUCAGGAAGCCCCCUCCCCCAACUGUCUGCUGCCUGUCACCUUCCAGGAGGGGCGCCGAGCAUCCGACACCUUCCUGACACAAGGAGCCAGUGCACUUCGUCAGCUCCGGAGGUCUGUUCGAGUUCGCGGUCUCCUGUGUCUCAGUAAGCUUCGUCAUCGAGGGGUCUUGGCCCGAGGAGGGGGGCGCUCUGGAGCCUCCCCAGGGUUCCUGCUGGAUGUCCUGCAGCAGCAGAGGCUGCUCCAGAUCUCCCUCGGCCCUCCCACCGCCCCGUCUUCUCCGCUGCCCCCCGAGACCUCUGCAGAUUGCUACUUGGAGCCCAAGAUUCUUAAAGAAGCUCCUGUGUGGCCCAUGACUGUGGACUGUGGGUGCCCCACUGUGCAGUGAAUGAUGGGGAGUGUAGUAGGCAUCUUAGACUUUACCUCGUACCUGCUCCUGGGCGGAGGGCCUUGCAAUAUAUCACAUGCACAAAGGGGGCCGCUCUGUCCCUGGAGGGGUCCGCACAGCACUGACCAGGACCAAGCAAUAAUCACAAGCACAGAACAAACCGGCAACUUGUCUCCUCCUUAGUGUCUGUAUUUACUGUAUGUAGCAAGGGCUGGCCGCCACGACACCGCCAUGUGCGCUGGAAUUAUGACGUGGACCGCUGGCCGCCACAACACCGCCAUGUGCGCUGGAAAUAUGAUGUGUAAACUGCUGGCCGACAGCGCGAUGUGCCCUGGAAGUAUGACGUGUGGACCGCUGGCCGCCACAACAGCAUGAUGUGCGCUGGAAGUAUGUCGUGGACUGCUGGCCGCC